This is a messenger RNA of Stegostoma tigrinum, 7848 nucleotides long. It is a transcript of the gene golga3, whose product is annotated as golgin A3. The transcript has 25 exons. Bases 554 to 5242 code for a protein of 1562 amino acids. The record is from RefSeq and is a predicted model, not a curated record. NCBI's taxonomy places the organism in Eukaryota, Metazoa, Chordata, Chondrichthyes, Orectolobiformes, Stegostomatidae.
UGUCACGGCCUAAAGCCGGGGGCUAAGCCUCGGGUUGACGUUUUGAGACUGGCUGGGUGGGACGAAGAGGCUGGCCUCUGGAGCUGCCCCUUAACGGUCUUUAAUUCUUCUCCGUCAUUUGAAAAUAUUGAUUAGUCCUUUGUUUGCCUGGAGUUAAAAUUGGGCUUAUCCUCGGCCAAAGCAGCCUGAAACGGGCGAGGUGUUAGUGUUUGGGGAGGUUGGACGACAGAAAGAAGAUCGAAUGCUGGUGGCCCGACCCCGAACUGGGCAUUUGGUAAUGGCCAAGGGCACAAUCUGGAGAUCGGAGUCCACAUUGUUCAAGCCUACGCUUUCUUAUUACAAGUUGUAUAGGACUGGCCUCAAUCCUCGACUCAUUGGAACCUGCCGACUGCUACGUUUCAUAGUUCACAGAUCCUGAUGCUGCUUCCCAGAAAGUUUGCAAUCUCUUAAAUUAUCCUGAGAGCAGAGCAAAUUUCCUUUUAAUGGCAAAAAGUGACCUUUGGCUCAUUGUGAGAAGACCUAAAGUGUCAUUCAUUACUGCUAAGUCUGUAGAAUGAUGGAAACCCCAUCCCCCACACAAGAUGUCAUAUUGACUGAUUCGAAGUACAGUGUAACCACUGAGAGCAGAGAGGAACUUCCUGAUGAUGUAAUUAUGUCUGGGUCAUCUGUCACAGAAGCCAAUGUAAAUGGUACCUAUGUGAACAGUACUGAUAAGGUGCCAAGCAUUGGAGCAGCUAUGGACGCCAGCAGUAUCUCAGGCAAACAUGAGGGCGAGAUCCAGCAACUAUGUGCUUCCAGUGGUAAAGGUGCUGAUGGUGAAGGAGAUGGUUGUCAGAAUGGAUCCAAGUCUGUUCACAGGUCCACUGGGCCUUCUGACAUUCCCCAGGCAAUCUCUACCUCACCAGAAAGUCAGGCACCAAAGUGCAGAUCUGAUGAGUGCACAGAGCCUUCCCCAGGUGUGGAUGGUUUCCAUGACAACUUAAAGAAUCCUCAGGCAGCUAAAUCUGAGAUGCUUGUUCAAAAAUGUGAAGCUUUGCAGUCGCUCAUUAUAAGUCUUCCUAUGCAAGAGACCAAUUUGUGUACAGUGGAUCCUUCUUUGAAAGACCAGAAUGAAGAACAGAUACGCUCACAGGCUCAACGACGUCUUGAAGAGCAGCUUAAACAGUACAGAGUGCAAAGACAUCAGCAGAGAUCCAAGCAAUCAAAAAAUCGACUCAGCAGUACUUUGGACCCAGAGUUGAUGUUCCACCCAGAAGUACUUCCAAGAGCUAAUAAACUCACCUUGACUACGGAAUACUCAUUCUUGAGGACCAGUGUUCCACGAGGACCCAAAGUGGGCAGCCUUGGAAUGCCAAAUGUUUUCAAAGAUGAAAAGACUUCACGGAGUUCAAAGACCAGCAAAAUACGAUCCCUUGCGGAUUAUAAAACUGACAGUUCCGAGGCUGGUAGUAGUAUUGGGAGGUCUUCCAGUGUGGAAACAUUAUCCCAGAACAGGACUGGUUCCUCCACAUCUGUCAUAUCUGAAAUAGGCUUUGCAUCAGAAAAUGAUGAUAAAUUAGAGAUUUCAUUGCAUAUUGAGGACAACAGUUCUGAGAUAGAUGGCAGCGAGUUGGGUGCAAGGCAAGAUGAAAAUGAAAGUGAUAGUUCUUCAUACAGCAGUAUAUCCACCACUGGUAUUUAUGGGACCAUGUCUGUGCUGGACAGCAGGCAAAAAAACACAUACACUGUUGAUGGGCAAGAAAUAUUAUCAAAUGAAAUGGGGCAGUUUCCUUCUAUUGGGGAAGUGUUACAGGCUGCAGCAGCAGAACAUCAGAGUGACCAUCAGGAAGUGAAUGGAGCAGUGCGGAGCAGGAGAGACAGUAUUUCCAGCAGUGUCUCCAUGGAAAGCUCUGUUGCAGAAUCCCACGAUGAUCUGAUGCAAAUUCUGAAAGAAAAAAUGCGACUUGAGGGGCAACUGGAAGCACUGUCUUCUGAAGCUAAUGAGGGCUUAAAAGAGAAGACUGAAUUGCAGGCACAAUUAGCAGCUUUAAAUGCACAACUACAGGCACAAGAUGAGCAGAAGGCACUCAGUGAGCAAAAACAGAAUAUAUUGAAUGCUGAAGUAAGCACCUUACGACAAACAUGUUCCAGUUUGGAACAGGCCAUGACCGAACUGCAGACCAAUCUAGAGUCUAAGAAUGCCAGUUUAGCUGCACUAAACAAUGAUCUUCAGGUGUCAGAGGAGCAAUACCAGAGGCUGGUGGGAAGAGUUUCAGAAAUGCAGCAGGCACUCUCCAGCAGAGAUGAUUCAGUUCAUGCUAUUCAACAACAAAUGACAGUCCUACAGAGCCAGCUUCAGCAGGUACAGUUGGACCGUGCCACUCUGACAAGCCAACUGAAGGCUUCCCAGUCAGAAAUAGCUUCUCUGCAGCGAGUCCGGCAAUGGUACCAGCAGCAGCUGACACUGGCACAAGAGGCAAGAGUUCGGUUACAGAGUGAAAUGGCAAAUGUGCAGGCUGGUCACAUGACUCAAGCAGCAAUGCUGGAACAUCUGAAGAUUGAGAAUGUCUCUCUGUCUCAACAACUUACAGACACUCAGCAGAGAUCCAUCAAGGAAAAGGAGCGUAUUGCAAUGCAUCUCCAAAACAUGGAGGUUGAUAUGUUGGAUCAGGAAAAAGCUUUCCAGCAGAUCCAAGAGGCUAAGUCAUUAGUGGAAGAUGAUCUGUCUCGGAAACUUGAAGAGUUUGAGGAAGAGCGUGAACACCUUCAGAAAUUGGCUGAUUCAGCUACUGCAUUGGAGAGACAGCUCGAGGAGGUUAAGUUAACCUUGCAUCAACGUGAACUCCAGUUAGGAGCUUUGGAACAGGAACAGUUAGACCUACUGAAACAGCUGACUGUCUCCCAGGAGUCCUUGCACACCAAGGACCAAUCCUUAAAUGAGCUGCAAGCACGUUACGACGAGCUGGAAGCCCGUAUAGCAGAGGUCCAAACUGAAACUAGUGCCAAAGAUGAAACAAUUCAAACCUUGCAGAAUGAAAAGAUUGUCUUCGAAGUCGCACUGCAAGCAAGGAAGACAGAGAAGGGUGUACUGGAUGAAGAAACUAAAAAGCUUGAGGAAGACACAGAGAUGGUUUCCGAAAUCCUUGAACAGCUUCGGCAGGAAGUUGCUGUUAAGACUGGAUUGGUAGAAAAUUUGCAAAAGGAGAGUACCAGCUUUAAGAAGCAGACCCAGAAGCUAAAAGAUCAACUUGUUCAGCAGAAGGUGAUGGUGGAGGCAUAUCGACGUGAUGCAAAUUCAAAGGAUCAACUAAUGAAUGAGUUGAAGUCAGCAAAGAAAAAGCUGGAGCUGGAGGUGAAAGAACUGAAACAAGAAGUUGUUGUACUGCAGACUGACAAAAAAUCUGCACAGAACGAGCAUUUAAGAUUACACAAAGAAAUUUCUCGAAUCCACCAACAAAUGACAGAUCUAGAAACCCAGCUGCAGGUGGCACAGGAAGAACGUGAUGAAUUGAACACAGAACUUCAGUCGAUGCAGUUUGAUCGAAACCAUCUAGUAUCACUUUCCCAUGAGAAUGAAGAAUUGAAGAAGCAUGUGGAGCAGAUGCAAGAAGAGGCUAAAAAAGGUUUCUCUGAACAGAAGACACGAAUGAAGAAGCUUGGCACUGAUCUCAGCAGUGCACAGAAAGAAAUGAAAGCCAAACACAAAGCGUAUGAAAGUGCUGUUGGUAUCCUGAGCCGUCGACUGCAGGAGGCCCUUGGAGCAAAGGAGUCAGCUGAGGCAGAGCUCAACAAGCUGAAAGAUCAGAUCACAGAAGGUGGAAAUGAUAAAAUUCUGCAAGAACGAAUUCAUGCUUUGCAAACAGAGCUGCAGGCAGUGAACCACAGCAAAGCGACACUUGAGAAGGAACUACAGGCAAUCAUCUCCCUUACCAGCCAGGAACUUGAGGAUUAUAGAGAGAAGGUUUUGGAUCUAGAGGAUGAGCUUCAAGAGUCAAGAGGUUACCGGAAAAAGAUAAGACGCUUGGAAGAAGCCAAUAAAAAGCUGACUCUAGAGUUGGAACAUGAACGAGGGAAAUUAGUUGGCCUAAGUCAGUCCCAUGCUGCACUGAAAGAACACACCAGCAUCUUGGAGACUGCCUUAUCAAAAAGAGAAGCAGAUCUUGUCCAACUAAACCUACAGGUACAAGCAGUCCUAAAGCGAAAAGAAGAGGAGGACCAGCAGAUGAAGCAAUUAGUACAAGCUUUGCAGAUUGCACUGGAAAAGGAGAAAGGAAAUGUAAAUCGACUGAAACAGCAGGUUUCAGCAAACAAGGCUGAGGCUGGACACAAUCGUCGUCACUACAAAGCAGCUGCCCUUGAACUCAGCGAAGUGAAGAAAGAGCUGUAUGCCAAAGAACAGCUUGUAGAAGCUCUGCAGGCAGAAGCUGAUAAACUCCAAGCCCAGGAUAAGAAACACUCUCAGGAAGUAGCACAGUUCCAGGAGGAAUUGGCUGCCGCUCACUCUCAGCUUAAACUAUUGCAGAAACAGCUAGAUGAGCAGCUUAACAAACCAUCUACUGUAAACCAGGAGGUGGAGGACUUGAAAUGGGAAGUCGAACAGAAGGCAAGGGACCUACAAGCCUUAAGACAGCAACUCUCUCUAACUGAACAGCGAAGUCAGAAGGAGUUAGAAGGGCUACAGGAAGCUUUACAGAGUAUAAAGGUGAACCUGGAGGAACUACAGGAGGAAUUGACAGUCACUCGUAAGGAUAAAUUCAUGCUCCAAACUAAGGUGACAGAACUAAGAAAUACCAUGAAGACAUUAUUGCAACAAAACCAGCAGCUGAAGAUGGACCUUAAACAGACAAAAACACGGAAGAGAGUGGAGUUGAAAGGAGAUGUGGUUUCAUCAAAUCCAGUGACCCCAGUAAAGAUACCUGAUUGCCCUGUACCUGCCUCACUCCUUGAAGAACUGCUCAGGCCACCGACGGCUGUGAGUAAAGAGCCUCUUAACAACCUUCACAGUUGUUUAAAGCAGUUGAGGCAAGAGAUGGACAGUUUGCAGCGACAGAUGGAGGAGCAUACAGUAACUGUACACCAGUCUAUGUCGUCAUGGACACAAAUGGAAGGACAAUUGAUGGAACUUACUGCUGAUGGUGCAGCCCCAGCAGCAACAGAGCUGUCCAGCAAUAGUACAGAAACUGACCUCAACAAUAGUGCAAAUACUAACCAUGCAAAUAGGACCUGUCAGCAAGGAACAAUUUCUGAACUACCACAAAUUUAAAAGCCCUCAGCAAUGCUGAAGAGUGGAAAUGUUUUCCAGACCUCUGUGCUUUUAUUUACGUUCUGGUUUCCUUGGCAGCCUAGCAGCAAAUUGUUCAUUCACAUGACUGGUAAUGGAUUUAAAUGUUGCCUGUAACUGCUUGACUGCAACUUCCACAUGUGAUUUUUGUUAGAUUACAGGGUCCAUAAAAAGGAAGAAAUAAAGAAAAAAAAAAGGAGGUGGGAGGGAACUUUUUUGUUUUCAGAAAAUCAAUCCAUCAAUUCAAUAGCAUGGAUUGACAGGAAAAAAUUCAUUGCUGUCUAUUUGGGUAUUCUAACCUUUUGAGUGAUUGGGGAGGGGAAUAAUUACAAGCAGCGCUUAAAAGGUCAACAAAAAUAUUGAUUCUAAUUUAUUAAAUUUUAACUUUAAAAAUGGUUGUAAGUUUUGUUUUAUAGUUCUGAAAGUUGUUGUAGCUUGAGAUACAUUUGUUAGUUAGGCUUGGCAGCAUUAUGUUGGUAUUGUAUAAGUCAAAGGACAAAAGUUUUGUUCCUCUUCACCUUUAACUUUUUCCUUUUUGAAGAAACCAUUGUUUAAAAACAUAUUUUGCACCUUUUUGACCUCCAUGUUUGUGGAGUUAAGGCAAGCCCAAAUAAUGUCAACUUACUUGACUUAACUUUUAGCAGCAAAUGCUAAAGAUGCUUUUUUGUAUAUUAGUUUGCUCAUGCACGCACAUGAAUAUGAAUUAUCUAAAUUUUACAAUUUUGUGUUUCUUUACAAUCCUGUUCGGGGUUGGAUUGCACAACAAUUUUGGCAUAAUGGGUUUGACAGAAGGAUAAGGGUUUAAAAUUCUGUGAUCAGUAAGUGUAAGCUCACAGCAUAAAAUGGCCUUGAGUUGGCAGUUGUGUUCAGAAGAAUAGAAUGUUACAUAGGUGCUCUCGAUAGGGAGCUUCAGACAGCAGGUGUUUGUUACCCGGGUGUCACACUUGCCAAUACUUAGUGCCUACAGUGGAAAAGUAGAUAAUUCCCCAGUGCUAAGCAUCCUCACCAUGAUGAGCAGAAAAGACAAGUUUUUUUUAAAAAAAAAAUUGUGAAAAGUGGGAAUAUUCAUUAAAAGUCCUACUGCCAUAUACUUAAGAUGUUCUGUUAUAGAGGGAAGUGUGUUUAUAUCACUAUUAGGUGAGCUGAAGAAUAUUUUUCAACAGCAGUGUAGAUGCUUAGACUAUCUACAAUUCUAACCAGCUGCUUUGACUAUUUGUCAACAUUUGUACACUACAUCACUUAUUGUUUCUUUCUUACUAACUGCUGCUGUCCUGACGUGAUGGAAUCAUUUGCUCAGUAACUACUAACAGUUCAGUUUAAGUUGACUUUUGCCUUCUGUUUCUUUUUUUUUCAGUUUUGUCUGUACACUUUGGAUUUACUAAGGAAAACUAUCUUGUACAGUAUGAGUUCUGUAAGCAUGUUAAGGGAUUUAAAUUUAUGCAUAAUAUUGCUGGAGAGCAUUGUGCAAUAAACUAUUUUUGGUAAUGGUUUUCCAUGUAUAGUUUACUUCUGUGGUUUUUCUUUGAACAGGGGUACAGCUUAUUUAUAAAUUGCAUGUGAAACUAAUUAAAUAUGAUCAGUCAUCUGCAUGGUCUGACAGUUAAUACUUCAUGUAAGCAUAAUAGAAGCUAAAAAAACAACAGAAUUCUGCUUGAGCAAAUAUUUUUAUAACUUGAAGCGGGAACCAAUGACCUCACGUUGAUUCUACUAUGCCAUGACCUUAGAUCCUCCAACAAAAACAGUAUGCCCUUAUCUGGUCAAGGAAUACACAAAAUGAUAUUUGAGUAAUUGUGAAGAAAAUACUGUAAAGAGUCAUAACAGUAAACAGUUCAGAUGACGUAACAGCUUAUUAUCUGAAUUCUGGAAUAUAAAAAUUAAUGCAAUUACAUUAUAUAUGGAAUUUGUUUUCUGUUGUUUUGACAGAUUUGUAACCUCAACAUGUCAUGGUAUUUCUUUGCAGGAUUGUUUGAUGUAAUAAUGACAUUAAUGAAGCUGAUUCUUCUGUAGUCAAUUAUAGAGAAAUUGUAUGUCCAGUGGAGUGGAAAACACUGCCUGAGGUGUGCUGGAAGCAGAUUCAGUCAUAGCUUCCAAAAAAAUUGGGCAAUUAUCUGGACAAAAAUUAUUUUUUCAGGGUUGUGGGGUUUUUGGGCACUGAAACUAAAUGAAUUGCUUUCACAGGCAGCAGGCAUGAACAUGAUGAUAAGCCAAAUGGUGGCCACCCAUGAUAGAAUAAUUCUGUGUUCAAACAUUACAGUAUAACUACCUGGAAAAGGACAUGCUUUCACAAUUGCAUAAAGCCUGUAGCUUAUUCUUUUUUUUGAAAGAAAAAGCAUUUAAAUCGAAUGUUUUAAGGAUAUGAGGAAAAAUGUCAGUUUCUUUUAAUGUUAAACAUGAAAAUAUUUUCAUUCAACCACCACCACCACACUGAUUUCCUCAGUUCUUGUGUAACUGACAGUUCAUGUUAUAUUUUGUAGAAUUUGCCUCUUAUGAAGAGCUUUCUCCCCUAAACUUUUAAGAUCAACUAUUGGGUUUAACACAUUGCAAUAAUUGCCUUUUGUUCAAUAGUGAAUAAAAGUCUGAAAUAGAAA